This is a messenger RNA of Sinocyclocheilus anshuiensis, 947 nucleotides long. Its product is annotated as double-stranded RNA-binding protein Staufen homolog 2-like. Gene Ontology annotation, cellular component: plasma membrane; cytoplasmic stress granule; neuronal cell body. Gene Ontology annotation, biological process: intracellular mRNA localization; anterograde dendritic transport of messenger ribonucleoprotein complex; germ cell development. Gene Ontology annotation, molecular function: mRNA binding; double-stranded RNA binding. The transcript has 4 exons. Bases 39 to 596 code for a protein of 185 amino acids. Lineage: Eukaryota; Metazoa; Chordata; Actinopteri; Cypriniformes; Cyprinidae. The record is from RefSeq and is a predicted model, not a curated record.
AAGGAAUUCUUCACCUCUCCCCGGAUGUGUAUCAAGAAAUGGAAGCGAGCCGGAAUAAGGGAGUCCCCGGUGCCCCUGGAAACUACCUGACACCCAAAGACAUUGGCCAAGGAUCCACAGGGCCAUUCUACACCCUGUCGGUGGGCAACACUGCAACCAUCGCAAGAGAGCUGCUGCUGAGCGGGACUUCGCCCACCGCUGAGGCCCUGAUCCUGAAGGGAAAAGCACCUGCUUUGGCCUGUGGCUCCAUCCAACCUUCCCAGCAGCUGGAGUACUUAGCCCACAUUCAAGGCUUCCAGGUGCAGUACUCAGAUCGGCAAACUGACAACGAGUUCAUGACCUACCUGACCCUCUCACCUGUGCAGAUGACCUUCCACGGCAUUGGGAGCUCCAUUUCAGCUAGCCAUGACCAGGCUGCUCUUAGUGCCUUGAAACAGCUGUCAGAACAAGGACUGGACCCAGUAGAUGGACCAAUCAAGGUAGAAAAUGGAUCAUGUGACAUACAAGCGAAACGUCUGGCCAAGCGGACGGACAGCAAACCGACUAACUCAGGCACCACUGCUCAGGACUGCAAGGAUUCAAAGGCUGUCGUGUAGGAGCUGAACCCACCCUUACGCCCCGUCCCCCCGAAAGCCCCCACGACGCCGCGGCAUCCUUCUACACAUGUCAACAUGCAAUAUGGUGGAUGUGUCCCAUGAUAUGAAAUGACAAAAAAUGCAUUCUUUGAGUCUAUGUGAAGACAACACUAUCUUAACACAACAUUUAUUUACUCUAGAGUUAACUAAAAAGAGCAAGCAAGUGAACUUAAAAAAAUGAUAAAAAUGUAAUGCAUGGUAAUGUUUGAAAAUUAAGGGAAAUUUCCCCAUUUGAUAGAUGUUUGAAUAUUAUUUUCACCUUGCCUCCAAGUGAUAUGGAUUUAAACAGGCUUAUGUCAUGCCAUUAUUAUA